Molecule: messenger RNA, 837 nt
Organism: Aspergillus chevalieri
Lineage: Eukaryota; Fungi; Ascomycota; Eurotiomycetes; Eurotiales; Aspergillaceae
Exons: 2
Coding region: 1-837 (278 amino acids)
Biological process (GO): positive regulation of transcription by RNA polymerase II
Cellular component (GO): nucleus
Molecular function (GO): DNA-binding transcription factor activity; transcription cis-regulatory region binding
Source: RefSeq, a predicted model, not a curated record
AUGCCUUUGCAUGUUCCCCAACCCAUGAGGGCACUCGAGAUAACAUUCUGGUUCUUUGCACUUCAUGAUAUGUCCGAAGCAUAUGUCUCACGAAAAAAGUGCAGGGUGGACACUGAAAACCUUUCGAUGUGGCGCAAAAUGGGCCUUCCGCUUGAUGAUAUGGGACACUUUGUGGUAGACUUUGCUGCGGAAACGCAAGUCGAGGCUUUUUUCUUCAAAGCUCUGGUGAGACUUUUAUGCCAACUUGUCAACCUGGAGGCUGGAGACACCCCUCAGUGGACACGCAUGGAUGAUGCUUUUAACCGGUGGUAUGAUAUGCUACCGCCAUCCUUCUCUUGCUCCAUCGAUUGGCCUUGUUCGACAGCAAAAGACGAGGAACAGAUCCCUUCCACGGAGACCGUCUACCAUGAAUCCUGGUUUUGCAGCGACUUGUGUGCUAUUACCAUGUCGUUCUACCAUAUGGCACGAAUGCUGCUGUUGAUUCAUCGUCCCGUGGAUGUUUUUCUCACAGGACAGCCCCAGAAUGCACUUGAUGUAUUAUCUACUUAUUACUCUCUGCAACGGGACCUUCGUCAGCAUGCGAUGAAAAUCAUUCCGAUAGCGCGUGCGAUUCCCGACGACAGAGUACGAAAGAAUUUGCUACAACCACUUUACACCGCAGGACGGUCUUUAUUCGACACAAACGACAGACAGGAUCUGCUCGACAUACUCCUUGAGAUCGAAAGUGAUCUAGGAUUUGCCACGGAAUAUCGUUUGAAGGAUUUAUCGGGGGAAUGGGGUAUCCCAUGGCAGACGCAGAAUAGGAUACGAGCUGAUGAGGAAUGUCAACGAGCAUAG